AUGUUGGUAGGGCGUACAGCAGCGACACAGAGAAGCAUACGAUGCUUUUCUAAGUCAUUGCUAUUGAGGAAUCAGCCCCAAACGACAGAACCUGUCUCCUCGACACAGGCUAACCAUGCCAUCUCCAAUAAGCAGCUUCUAUAUACCACAGACCGUCUUACGCCAGGGCUGAUAUUCUUCUUGCCUCAUGGUACGAGAAUUUUCAAUAAGCUUGUUGGGUUCAUGAAGAACCAGCAGACAAAGUACGGUUUCCAGGAAGUCAUCUCUCCAUUGAUUUACAAGAAUGAACUCUGGAAACAGUCAGGUCAUUGGGACAACUACAAGGAGGACAUGUUCAAGGUUGUGGGAAACGAUCCUUCCAAAGAAGAGACAGUGGAAGGCUCUACUUGCACAGAUCAUGAAGAUCAACAUGAGUACGGUCUCAAACCAAUGAACUGUCCUGGUCACUGUUUGAUCUUCUCCAAGUUCGACAAGUCAUAUAGUGAGCUUCCUGUGAGAUACUCAGACUUCCUGUCGUUGCAUAGAAACGAGGCCAGCGGUGCUCUUUCUGGUCUUACUAGAGUUAGACGUUUCCAUCAAGACGAUGGCCAUAUAUUUUGCGCCUUGCAUCAGAUAAAUGAGGAAAUCACCAACACCAUCAACCUCAUCAAAGAUACCUAUAGUGUUUUCGGUAUUGACUCGGCUAAAGAUGUUGAAUUCUACUUGAGUACAAGGCCAGAGAAGUUUAUGGGCGAGAUUGAAGCAUGGGACGAAGCUGAGAACCAGUUGAGAGACGUUUUGAACGCUACAGCUGGUAAAGACGGUUGGAAAAUCCGCGAUGGAGACGGUGCUUUUUACGGCCCUAAGAUUGAUAUCUUGUUAACAGAUGCCUUUGGCAAGAAGCAUCAGGUUGGUACCAUUCAGCUAGAUUUCCAGCUUCCAUCUCGCUUUGAGCUUAAGUAUACUGCUCAGUCAGGCUCCAAGGUUCAACCCAUAAUGAUCCACAGAGCCGUCUUUGGUUCGCUUGAAAGAUUCUUUGCCAUCUUGCUCGAUCACUACCAAGGAGCCUGGCCCUUCUGGCUCAAUCCUAGACAAGCGUUAAUCGUGCCCGUCUCCGAGAAACAUGUCGAGGCUGCAAAGGCAUUGCAAAAGCAGAUUUCUGGUGAUAUUGCAUUUAGUGACUCGGUCGCUCCAAUCACAGGGUUCAACUUUUAUGUCGAUGUCGAUACAAGGGACGAGAGCGUUGGUACGAGAAUUAAAGAUGCUGUUCAAAAGAAGUACUCCUACAUUUUGAUGCUUGGAGACAGGGACAUAGAGAAAGGUACCGUUGCGGUGAGAACGAGAGAAAGCAGGAAAGUGCUGAACAUGACACCCGAAGAGAUUAAAGAACUCUUCGUUAGUCUCGAGAGAAGUUACCAGUAA
Candidozyma haemuli is the source of this 1401-nucleotide messenger RNA. It is a transcript of the gene MST1, whose product is annotated as threonine--tRNA ligase. Gene Ontology annotation, biological process: mitochondrial threonyl-tRNA aminoacylation. The coding region runs from base 1 to 1401 and encodes 466 amino acids. Gene Ontology annotation, cellular component: cytoplasm. The record is from RefSeq and is a predicted model, not a curated record. Gene Ontology annotation, molecular function: threonine-tRNA ligase activity; ATP binding. Lineage: Eukaryota; Fungi; Ascomycota; Pichiomycetes; Serinales; Metschnikowiaceae. The transcript has a single exon.